AUGAGUUGUCAAAAUUAUUAUAGUCGAGAUGUAAUUAACCCUGAUGCUAUCAAGCCUUUUUUAUUACUGCAUAUUCCAUCAACAGAACGGACAAAAAUGACGCUCAUGAACCAGCUACCACAUCAACUUCGACAACAACGUCAACAACAUCAUCAACAACAUCGUCAACAACAACGUCAACAACAACGUCAACAAUAUCAAGUUAAACCGAAAUUCGACAAAUGGAAACUAAAUGCCACCACUGUGGCUGGUGGAAAUGGACUAGGACAAAAAUUAAAUCAACUCUAUGCUCCUGCUGGAAUCUCUAUUGAUGAAAAGAAAAAUAUUUUCAUUGCUGAUCUACAGAAUCAUCGUAUUAUUGAAUGGCAAUAUAAUGCAAAGGAAGGUCAAAUCAUUGCAGGUGGAAAUGGGCAAGGAGAUCGAAUGGAUCAAUUGUCUUUUCCAACAGAUGUGAUUGUUCAACAAAAUCAUUCGAUCAUCAUUGCUGAUUAUGGGAACGGUCGAGUGAUUCGAUGGGUGAAUCAAAAGCAACAAAUUCUUAUUCAGAAUAGUAACUGUUUUGCCUUAGCAAUGGAUAAACAUGGAUUUCUUUAUGUUUCUGGUCCUCAGAACGAUGAAGUGAGACGAUGGAAAAUGGGAGAAUAUGACAACGAAGGAAUUGUAGUGGCAGGUGGAAAUGGACAAGGAAAUCAACUCAAUCAACUCGUUUUUCCAGGUUUUCUCUUUGUUGAUGAAGAACAAUCUGUUUAUGUAUCAGAUAGAAGCAAUUAUCGUGUGAUGAAAUGGAUAAAAGAUGCAAAAGUAGGAAUAGUUGUGGCUGGAGGAAAUGGUCAAGGAGACAAUCUCAAUCAAUUGGUUUCACCUCAAGGAGUCAUUGUUGAUGAUCUGGGUCAAAUUUAUGUGGUAGAUCAUGAGAAUAGUCGAGUAAUGCGUUGGUGUGAAGGGAAAGAAGAAGGUGAAAUUGUUGUUGGUCAAUAUGGCAGAGGACUUCAAUCAAAUCAAUUGAAUUAUCCCCAAGGUCUAUCUUUUGAUGAUGAAGGAAAUCUUUAUGUUGCUGAUUCUCAUAAUCAUCGAAUUCAAAAAUUUGAAGUACUUUUAUGA
This is a messenger RNA of Adineta steineri, 1101 nucleotides long. The record is from the annotation of a GenBank genome assembly. NCBI's taxonomy places the organism in Eukaryota, Metazoa, Rotifera, Eurotatoria, Adinetida, Adinetidae.